CUGAAGAAGAGGUCCGCUCAGGAUUAUUUUGACCCUCUUGACUUUCCGUCUAUGUUUUGUAAACGCAUACGUGCGAGUGGACAGGUAGAGAACAGCUCCAGGAUAAAAGGCGAAGGAGACGAAGCACAAUGUCGAGUGUGCUGUGUGGUCGUAGCAGAGCGGUCCUAUCUCGUGCUGCCGGCUGUCGAGCUUUGGCUGCUCUCAGGGCUGGAAAAACCAGAACCUUCUCUGCUGCGAGCUCAGAUGAGCCUUACAUCGCGGUAUCACCCACAGACUCAGGCCCAAGGACCGUGUGGCCUGAUGAAAACAUGGGACCAUUUGGACCUCAGGACCAGCGCUUCCAGUUGCCUGGUAACACUGGGUUUGACUGCCACCUGGAAGGAAUAGAGGACCAGAAAAAGGCUCCGGUCCACAAGAUGGUGCCCGACGUCCUGACGGUUCCCAGCAGCACAGAGAGACACCAGUUCAUACUGGCCCAGUUUGUCAAUGAGUUCCAUGGGAACCUGGGGCCUGUAUCCACAAGAGUUAACAAAGCUGAACUGUACUUUAAUCAGACCGAAACAGACUGCUCCAUAAACUCCUGCCCGGAGCUGUUAAGGAAAGAUCUGGAGGACUUGUUCCCUUCAGCCCCCACAGCUUCCAUCACAGUGGUGACGGUCACACAGAGGAGCAGUCGGGCAGAGGAGGAGGCAGCGGAGCAGGAUGGAGACCAGCUGCUAAACAAAUUUGUGAGGGGUGCAAAGGAGAUGUGUUUCGCUCUGUGGACCGCAGGAUACUGGGCAGACUUCAUUGACCCAACAACAGGAGAAGCAUUCUUUGCGUCUCCUUUGAGCCGACCCACGCUGCAAACAGAGAAGGAGGUGAGCCAUCUGGGCUUUCACAUCGAGGCGUCAGGCUCCUGCACGGUCAUUCGCCACAUCCUGAGGGGAACACCUUUAUUCGUGGGGACUGUUUUCACCAACGCACCCGUUCAAAGUGCUGCUAUUGCAAGACUACAAGGACUUUCAGAUGCACUCAGUGAUGAGGAAUAAGAUUUUUUUUUUUUUUAAAUAGAAUCUAAUUCAAACAGAAGGCUUCUAUUUCCGGUUUGAAGAAGCUUCUAACUUUGCCUGCACUAAAGCCGGUUUGUUUGUUUGACUGUAACACAAAGCAUCCGUGCAGAUGUUGCAGGUGUUGCUGAGGAUCAAUCUGAGCCUCUACUGCAGACUCCAGUGCUGUGUCUGACUGACAGGAGGGUUACCCUGCAACUGCAUCCAGGGACACUUUCACUCAGAGAUGCAGUUUCAUAAUGUGGUUAAUCUGUAGAAAAUGUUCAUAUUUUAGAGUUUGAUUUGAGUAUUUAUGAAAUGGGACAGAUGUUCUACAGCUGCUGGUGCUAGCUAACAAGAAAAUCUUCAGGUUCAAACAUCUUAACCUGUUAGCCUGUCGUAUUCUUUUCACACCAACAUGUCCGCUCUUGUUUUUCUCUGAUUUGUUGCACACAGUCGAAAGAAAUGAUCAGAUAUGAUUAUAAACAAUUUCACAAUUUAUUCUUGGAACAACCUCAAAAUGACGUGGUUAAACAAUAACAUGGACACACUGCUUAUUAAAUUAUUUUUAUGUAUUUAAA
Molecule: messenger RNA, 1609 nt
Organism: Archocentrus centrarchus (flier cichlid)
Lineage: Eukaryota; Metazoa; Chordata; Actinopteri; Cichliformes; Cichlidae
Gene: mmadhca
Product: metabolism of cobalamin associated Da
Exons: 8
Coding region: 129-1031 (300 amino acids)
Biological process (GO): cobalamin metabolic process
Cellular component (GO): mitochondrion
Source: RefSeq, a predicted model, not a curated record